Anguilla anguilla (European eel) is the source of this 610-nucleotide messenger RNA. RefSeq lists its product as uncharacterized. The record is from RefSeq and is a predicted model, not a curated record. Lineage: Eukaryota; Metazoa; Chordata; Actinopteri; Anguilliformes; Anguillidae. Bases 263 to 601 code for a protein of 112 amino acids. The transcript has 5 exons. Gene Ontology annotation, molecular function: calcium ion binding.
GAGACGAGUGCGGAUAAAAUAAGUGAUUGGAUGGAACCCAAGGAGUAAAAAUAAGCCAUUGGAAUGAACCCACAGAUACUGUUCAGGGAAGUUCAUAAACGAGUGUCCGAGCGGACAGAUCACGCUCCACGAGUUCCGCAGGCACUUCUGCGACGGGACGGUGGGCACGGAGUCCGCUGAGUACGCCGAGCAGAUAUUUCGGACCCUGGACAACAACGGGGACGGGGUGGUGGACUUCCGGGAGUACGUGACGGCCAUCAGCAUGCUGGUGGAGGGCUCCCCGAUGGAAAAGCUGCGGUGGUCCUUCAAGCUGUACGACAAAGAUAAAGACGGCACCAUUACUCGGGCGGAGAUGCUGGAGAUCAUGCAGGCGGUGUACAAGAUGAGCGUGGCGGCCUCCAUCACCCAGCCCAACCCCCUCACAGCGGAGGAAUGCACGAACAGGAUAUUCGUCCGCCUGGACAAAGACAAAAAUGCCGUCAUCACGUUGGAUGAGUUCAUCGAGGGCGCGCUGGACGACGAGUGGAUCAGAGAGAUGUUGGAGUGUGAUCUCCACACAGUGAAAGUGGAGAGGCCCCUGAAGAGCCCGGGGCCCCCCUAGCACCCUAUC